AUGAGUUCUACGAGCACUCCACUUCCGUCACAGGAAGCACCAGAGUGGCGCCACGAGCCGCAUCACAUCACGCUCCGCGAAACUGUUGACUACACCAUCUUUGUCGGCCAUCUUCCGCCGCAUGAUCGCUGCAGCCUACAUGCGCACUACAACCCGACUGUCUGUCUGUCACUCAUUUCAAUCAUUGAUGUGACUGACCACGUCGUAUCUGAUCCCAUUCGCCGAAAACAAACUCCAUCCCCUAUCUCAAUUGCAAAAGGGACAUUAUUGUCGUACAACAGUACCCCAAGCAAUCCCCAUGUUCACGAGUAUACGUCGGACGCCCAUCCGUCCCUGUUUCUGGGCAUAGAGAGUCCAUUAGGUCGUGCCAUAGGCCCCCCUUCUCCACUUAUGUCUAUCGAUGUGCUUCCCCAUGUGUCUGUACGACAUCACGGUGAAGACUUGCCAUUUGCUUCAGCUGCUGUCGCAACGCUUCCACCAGGGUGUACUGUAAGAAUUCAUGUGAAUACGCUUGAUGGAGAAAAGGUACUGUGUCGGCUCAUGACUACUCUCAUGGGACCAGCUCUUGACCUUCUUGAUGUACGUUCUUCUCCGGACCAUGUCAUAGAGCAUCUUCGAUACGACAAGUACGAUCCGCCAAAGCUGGCAUUUGCUAUCACCAACUUCAGGGGCAAGGGGUUUGACUCAAAUGAGAGUACUACCAUAACAAACAACACAGCGCACUCUUGCGAAGUUUUCAUCAUCGAUUUCUUUACAAAGGAGAAUUCUACAACAAGUCAGUAG
This is a messenger RNA of Chondrus crispus (carragheen), 783 nucleotides long. RefSeq lists its product as hypothetical. The transcript has a single exon. Bases 1 to 783 code for a protein of 260 amino acids. Lineage: Eukaryota; Rhodophyta; Florideophyceae; Gigartinales; Gigartinaceae. The record is from RefSeq and is a predicted model, not a curated record.